CGCGCAGAUGGGUUGUUAAUUUUUGAAUGAGCUAGUGCCUAAUUGGGAUGGAAAACGUUUUAGCCACCUAAGAAGUGUUUUAAAUUUCAGUUUACGUACCAGUCCAUCUUAUAAUUUUACAUGACAAAUCCACAAAUAGUUUUGUAGAGAACGCACAGUUAUGUGCGUAUGACAGAACGACGAAGGGGGACUUAUUUUAGUGGUACACAUAUCCUGUUUCCUAGCAACAAGAGCAGGAAGAAUGUGUAAUGGAAUGGAAUGAAGGAGGAAAAAAAGACAAUUGAGGAAGACUUGUCCAUUAUCAAUAACAUUUUAGCUUUGUGGUGAGGAAAAACAUUGUCCUGGAUUUAAAUGCCAUAGGUUACAUCAGAAACUACAGAAUAUAUUUGACAGGACGCACGAAUCAAAUGGAUGCCCUCAUGGUGUACCUGCAGCCUUUCUACCCCAUAAAUUAAAUUCAUAUUCAAUGGAGUGGUACUAAAUGAUCCAAUCACAUUAUUGUGUUGCCUUCCUAUUUGGACCGUACAAUAGAUAAGCUCUUGUUAUACGGAGGAGCUGGGAAUCUGAUGUAUUUUCCCCACAAUUGUCUUGCUCAAAUAUGUGCAGUACUAUCCUGUAAUGGCUAUGCAGGAGCCUGGCAGGACCAAAGGCUUCCCUUGCAAACACUGUGGCACAGUGUGUUCCAACAUGCCAAGCCUUCUGGAACACAUGGAUAGUCACUCCCAGCAAGAGGAAGAUCGCAAGUUCAAGUGCGAUGAAUGUGGGCGGGGUUACAGGCAUGCAGGUAGCCUCGCUAACCAUAAGAAAACACAUGAGUUGGGUUCUUUUCAAUGUCCAGUAUGUGCUAGGAAGCUCUCAAACCCUCUGGCCCUGAAGAGCCAUCUGCGCAUCCACACAUCUCAGAAGAAGUACUCCUGCAUGGAUUGCGGGAAGGCCUUUAGGUUAGCUACUCAGUUGGCCACCCAUCAAAAGGUCCAUCUAUCCAGGCAGUCGAAGAGGAGAGCCGGUAGGAGGGCAGCUGCAGAAUAUUCUCCAAUUGAGAAUAGAGAUGAAAUUGAGGAUAAUGAAGACCUUCAUGAGCAGUUGGUCUUUGUGGCUGACCAGCAAGACACAAGGAUGGAUAUUAUAUCUGAUAAUGGCCUUCGUCGGGAGGGGGCAGAGAUUAUCCCCAUCUCAGCAAAUUACAGUGAAAACCUAGGCUCUGAUGAGGCAGGGGAUCGACCUUUCAAAUGUGAUCAGUGUGAAAAGUCAUAUAGACACCAUGGAAGCCUGAUAAAUCAUAAAAAGUCUCACCAAGUAGGGAUGUUUGAGUGCCCUAUCUGUUUCAAACAGUUCAAUAAUCUUGCUGCCCUCCAUAGUCACCAGAGAACCCAUAAGUCCAGAAGUGGGCCAGAUACCCGUUCCACGGAAGUCACUUACACAGGCACAGCACAAGAGCAGUUUUCCCCCUCAAACAGGGAGGCUGCUGUACAUUUCUGCCACCUGUGUCAAGUGAUGUUUCCUAAUGAUGAUGAGUUCCAGGAACACAUCCAAAUGCAUAAUUCUUCCUCUAUGUCAUUUGGGCACAUUCAAAGUUCAUCUGAGGGUUAUCAUGGCACUUAUGACCAUAGUGUCACUCAUUCUCCUGACUCAAACUUUCAUUCCCCCCCUCUAAACAAUACUCCAUCGAUGGAUAAUCAGGGGGAGCAGAUCAACAAUGUUCAAAUAUACUCUGACCACUCCAGUAACGAAUCCAUCUUGAACACUCAGCAAGAGCCCUCAAUCUUGGAUUCUGAGAUUUCUGCUGAUGAUCUAGGGAAGGCAGAACAGUCCUCAGUUACAGAAAAUGUUGAGCGCCGCUUCAAGUGCCAGGUCUGUGGCAAAAGCUACCGGCACGCAGGGAGCCUCAUCAACCACAAGCGGUCUCAUCAGACGGGCAUUUAUCAGUGUUCCAUCUGCCGCAAGACUUACCCACACAUGGCUGCCCUCCGCAGCCACAUCCGCAUCCACAGGGCCCAUCCGUCCUCCUUCAACCUCAGCUCUGAAGGAGACUGGCUGUCUACCGAGCCCCUGACACUGGAAAACCAGCAGGCCUGCUUUUCCUCUCAGGAUGGUGAUGCUAGCAGUAUGAUGGCGCUCGCUCAGGAGAACAAGGGUGAACACGACAAUGGAGGAUCAUUCCACGAGCAGUAUGACUCCACCUUUCCCCAGGAAAGAACGGUGCACCUACCUCACGACGAACACCUGAUGGAGAGGCACAUGUGCGCCGACUGUGGCGAAACAUUUGCAGACAUCGCAGGGAUCAAGUCUCACAUAUGCCCCCAGCUACAACAGCAGCAGGAGGCCAUGUCAAAUGAUUGCGACAGUAACCUAACCUUCCAGGACACAAAUGGCCAAUGCUCCAUGGGAAAUCCAGGGGAUCAUAUAAAAUUCCAGGGACUGAAUGGCGGCCCUGGGCAUAGGUACUUUGGUGAACACAACUUCCAGGAAGUCAUGAAUGGGGAGCAGUUAAAUGGUGGUGAUGGCGAGGAGGAUGAUGAAGAUGAUGACGGAGAGCUCUAUCAGUGCUCAGUGUGUGGGAACCGCUACACAAGCAUGAGGGCUCUGAGGAGUCAUCUUCGUGGCCACACUCAAUCCCAUGACACUCCUACAAGCUCCGGCCCCUCCUCCAUGUCCUCCCUUGAGGCUGAAAAAGAGGAGGACCCUGGAGAGAGACAGCAGAUGGAUGGGGGUCUGAUGAUCUGCAGUACUUGCGGAGAGAGUUUUGCCAAGAAGCAGGACAUGCUUGCCCAUCAGCUCUCGCACCAUAAAGCACAGGCAGAUGACGCUAAACACGUACAUAUGGACAAUAGUAAUGAAGCUAGGCACAAAGAGGAAGUUGACAGCAUCAUCUGUGGAAAUUGUGGUACAUUUUGCACCAGUUACCAUCAUCUUGAGACACAUCAAUGUACAGCAAAUGGGCAAAGUGAAUCUAGUAAUGAGAGAACUGAAAUGGGCAACUCUGUCAACCGUAAAGAAUUAGGACCCAUGAAAGAGGAUUUAGACGAUGGUGAUCGCCAGUACAAGUGUGAUCAGUGUGGAAGAGCAUACAGACAUGCUGGCUCCCUUCUCAACCAUAAAAAGUCCCACAAAACGGGAGUAUUCCGCUGCAUGGUUUGCCAGAAGCGCUUCUACAAUCUACUGGCCCUUAAGAACCAUCAAAGGACCCACUUUGAUGUUAAGAGGCAUACUUGCAAUGAAUGUGGGAAGGCAUUCAAGAUACAGAAGCAGCUAUUGAACCACCUAAGAAUUCACAAGGAGAACAAGGCCAAAAUACAGGAGCUCAACAAUCAGAUUCAAGCCCUCAUGCAGAUGAAUGGGAGCGGGUCAGAGGGAGGAAUGCACUCGUUAAAUGCACCUGCCAAUCAAGCCGCCACCACCACCCGCAGAAAGCGUAGGCCAACCGUCAACCUAAAGAAACCCAGUGUGGGGGAAGGGGCUCUUACAGCGUCUCAGACUGAGGUCAAAUCAGAGGGGGCAGGCGACCCUCGCCCCUACUCCUGUGACCAAUGUGGGCGAACGUAUCGGCACGCAGGAAGUCUGGUCAACCACAAGAACUCUCACAAGACGGGUGAAUACUACUGUUCUGUUUGUAACAACACCUACUCCAACCAACUGGCUAUGAAGAACCACCUGCGCAUCCACUUCUCAGUUAAAAAACACAGUUGCCAACACUGUGGUAAGGCCUUUCGGGGAAAGAAGCAGUUGUCUAACCAUAUUUGUGCACACCUCCGAAAGGAUAUGCCUGGAGGGGUCAGGGGAAGUGGUCGCAGGCGCGCUAGAAACAUUAAAUGUAAGCAGUGCAGACUGAUAUUUGUAUCUGCAGACCAGCUCACAGCCCAUACCUGUGGGUCACUGGCAAACUCAUCAGAGGGCAGUGAUGGACAAACGAGCAUGUCCUUGAAAAAAGAGGAGCGACCAUUCACCUGCAACAUCUGCAAUCGCAGCUACCGCCACGCAGGCAGUCUCCUGAAUCAUAAAAACACCCAUAAGUCCGGCCACUUCAGCUGCACGUUCUGCUCUAAGCCCUUCUCUAACCCCAUGGCGUUACGCAACCACACACGAAUUCACACACAGAAGAAGAAGCAUGUCUGCCUGACCUGCGGGAAGGCGUUUCGGCUGGCCAGUAUUCUCCAUAACCACCAGAAAGUCCACACCAGGGUGGCCAGCCACUUCAGCUGCCCAGAAUGUGGCAAGAGCUUCCAGGGCAAGUCUGGGCUGAAGAGGCACCGCUGCCAGAGCAGGGGUCAGGAUGAUUCGGCUAAAGCUGGUGACAGCUAUCACAGAGAUGGUGGUGGAGACAAGUGCUUCAUGUGUGACCUGUGUGGACGCUCAUACCGCCACUCUGGCUCCCUGCUCAACCAUAAAAAGACGCACUCCGAAAACCUCCACCACUGUACCUUGUGCCUCCAGACUUUCCCCGACCCCAUCGCCCUCCAUGUCCACUCCCAGAUGAAGCGCCACUGCUGCCCAGACUGUGGCAAGACCUUCUGUCUCGUCUCCCACCUGCAGAGUCACAUGGAGGUGCACUCCAAGGAACGCACCCUGGUCUGCAGUCCCUGCCAUCAGAGCUUCCCCAACCCGGCCAGCUACCAGCAACACCAGGACCUGCACCACCGGGCCCAGGGGCAUUACCAACAACACAGCAUGCAAUUGAAGGACAACCUAGGCUGGGGCUCGGAACUGGACCAACCCGUGGGGAUCCAGGGCUUGCCCAAGCUGGUACCAGCGUUUGCCCACAUGCACGGGGGCAUGCCCGACCCUCAGGACCAGCAGGAGAGCAACGAGGCUCACUGCACAGGGGUGAAGAGCCACGUGUGCGAGCACUGCGGCCGCACCUACCGCCACGCCGGCUCCCUCCUCAACCACAAGAACAGCCACAAAACGGGCUCCUUCUUCUGCUCCGUGUGCCAGAAGGAGUUCACUAACCUGAUGGCCCUGAAGAACCACAGGCGCAUCCACACAGAGCCCAAGCGCUACCAGUGCCUGGAGUGCGGCAAGGCCUUCCGCGUGUCCACCCAGCUCAUCUGCCACCGGAGGAUGCACACCAAAGAGAAGCCUUUCUCCUGCCUGCUGUGCGACAAGAGCUUCUCCAGCAAGUCAAAUCUGCGCCACCACCAAAAGAUGCACCAGAGCGGUGCCCAGGUUUAUGAGUCCUCCUUCAGCAUGGAUGCUAACAGUUUCAUGGACUUGGACAUGGGUUCUUUUCUCUGAGUCGAGUCGGGAUUCAAAAGGUGAGGGUUUUCUUCAACCCCUCAGACCAUUGUAGAGUGGAAUACUUCUUAUAUUAGUCUCCCCUGGGCCCCUAUCAGUAAUUGUAAAGUGACGGGUGUUCCUCAAAGCCCCAGUAGAGACAGCGUUUAGUCUUGAUGCUGAGCUCUUCAAAGCUGCCUCACAAACGUUUCAUUUUUUUUGUUUUGGUCAUACACUUUUGGACUCGUGGAAGGAAUUCCGAUCUUACCUCUAGUAGGGAUUGUGACACUAAAAAGUCCCAGAUUGGAUUGAAUGUUUGCACAAAGCCAUUGAAUCGUUUAGCGCUACAGGAGUGAGGACUAUAGGACAUGAUUUAUUUCCUCUUGCUAUCUAUUACUGUGUUUUGUGCCUCCGUAGGUUAAUUUCUCUGCUGUGCUCAUCAAAAGUGUGGGCUGUAUAUUUGCCCUUGAAUCCUGUUCAGUGUUGCCAUAGGUUAGAGAGAUGUGGUCAAUUGACCUUUUGUGAUGUGGUUUCAAUAAGGACAACCCUGUCGCUUUAAAGGAGAUGACCUCUAGUCCUACCCAGAGGAUGAUAUCAAAGGUAUUUACUGAAAUCAUGAAAUCAAAUAUGGUUUUAAUAAUGAUAAUAUUUGGGUUCAUGUAUGAGGCAUUGUAUGCUAAAUGGACGUAUUUAAUAAUUUAUUCCUGUUCUUUUGAUUUAUUUUUCUGUGUAUACUUUGAUAGAUCACAGUUUUCAAUGAAUGUUAACAUGUAAAGAGAACCUUGACUCUUAAAAAAAAAAAAAAAAAAACUAUGUAGCGACUAUGGAAAUUCCUCAAUCUAUAAUUCCAUUAUUCUCAAUUGGUGCAACUCCAAUACAGGUAGGAAUGCAUAAACCCAGGAUAAUGGUCCUGCUAGCACUCAGGUUUUUCAUCUUUAAAAGGAAAAUAUCUGACGUGCAAAGCAUUGUAGAUCAUCGGUGUCUGGUUUGGGCAUGACUUGUUUCUUUUUUUACAUGCGCCAUUUCUCACCCAUGUCCUGUUAAAAUAAGAAUUGUAGCCUUUUGUCCAUAAUCCCCCCCCCCCCCCCCCCCCCCCCCUUUAAAAAUUGCAUGAAUGUUGCAAUACCAUACGCAUGCUUUUGACUUCUCAAACUUUUAAAAACACGUUUGAGUGCUAGUUCUUAGAAUAUAAGUCAAAAGUGUAGCAUUAUCGUGGCGUGAAAUCCUAGUCUCCUAUUUCUUUCAUUUUAAUGGUUAUUUUAUUUAUGUUGAAAUGGUAUUAUGGAUUUUUUUUUUUUUCUUUGAAAAGGUGGAGAUGAAUCUACGGAAUCUUGUUCUAACCACUCACCUAUCACAAGCUUUAAGUGUUAGCAAAGUCAAUAUCGUUGGUUGCUAACUUCAACCAUGUUGACCUCAACGUUUAUCAAGAAGCAGGUGUUGAUGACCACUAUUUUGCAAAAUGGUUUUGGUGUCUUUGGAAUCAGCAAUUUCUGGUCAUAACUUAACCUUUACAUAAACGUGCAAUUAUCUUUGGUUUACUAUUCCUAGCAGAAAAAGUUUAGAAAACAAUAAGGUGCCUAUCAUACACAAAACAGUUAUUUUUCACUCACACUGUAAUGUCAAAUGUUUUGGAAAACACAAGUAGGAAGCAGAGGCCCUUUUUUAGGUUUAAAACAACGGAGGGCCUUUGUUUGAGGGUGUUGUAUCAGUACACCACAAGGUGUUUUUCUUCUGCUUUCUUUAUGCCUUGUAUUUCAUAUAUUAUGAAUUGUAAAUAUUUUUGGGACCGGUAAGGUGUAUAAAAUACCUCAUCAAAGAGCCUUGCCAAUUCCUGAAACUGAUAUUUAAAGCUAUCACAGUUUAUUUAAGAGUAAUUAUAGCAUAUAGCUACAAUACACUGUAAUAAUUACAACUUUUAUAGUUCUCUAGGCCUGUAUCAUGAGCACAUUGUUAAUAAGGCGUCAGCUCCCAACACCUCAUUCUAAUUGCACGUGAGCAGUCGAGAUGCAUGCAAGUUGUUCUCCCCAUUCUACCAAUAUUGUAAGCAAUAGGUUGCCAUUUUAGAAAUGUUUAGUGCUCAUUUUGCCAAUACAUGUUAUUUUAGUAAGUUCACAUCUUGUGGUUAACAUUUUUUUUUUCUCAUUGUUGUGUAUCAGACAUGCUUGUCCACUGGGUCAAAUUAUAUUACUUGAUUCAGAAGACAAACCACAUGGCCAUCCUGACACAGAGA
Oncorhynchus mykiss (rainbow trout) is the source of this 7441-nucleotide messenger RNA. It is a transcript of the gene znf646, whose product is annotated as zinc finger protein 646. Gene Ontology annotation, molecular function: zinc ion binding; DNA-binding transcription factor activity, RNA polymerase II-specific; RNA polymerase II cis-regulatory region sequence-specific DNA binding. Lineage: Eukaryota; Metazoa; Chordata; Actinopteri; Salmoniformes; Salmonidae. Gene Ontology annotation, biological process: regulation of DNA-templated transcription. The record is from RefSeq and is a predicted model, not a curated record.